Messenger RNA from Medicago truncatula (barrel medic), 1756 nucleotides. Its product is annotated as probable magnesium transporter NIPA6. Gene Ontology annotation, biological process: magnesium ion transport. The record is from RefSeq and is a predicted model, not a curated record. Gene Ontology annotation, molecular function: magnesium ion transmembrane transporter activity. Gene Ontology annotation, cellular component: membrane. Lineage: Eukaryota; Viridiplantae; Streptophyta; Magnoliopsida; Fabales; Fabaceae. The transcript is spliced from 9 exons. Bases 252 to 1289 code for a protein of 345 amino acids.
GACACAACAUACAGACAAGACAGAGAGACAAAAGCGCCAAACUUUAACAAAAAAGGCAACAAAAAAUAAAAAUAAAAAAGAAAAUAGAAGCUUACUAUUAGUUGUUUGUUGUGUUCAUCAUCAUCAGAAGAAGACCUUGUGUUUGUGCUCUGCUUCUUCCAUCCGUACAUAAUCAUAAUCAUAAUCAUAAUCUAGGGUUCCAUUUCAACUUAUCUCUCUCAUGACUUCAAUCAUCAUCCUUGUUUGAGGACAUGAGCUCCACCAAUUUGACUGGUUUCCUCUUAGCACUCAUUUCCAGUGCUUUCAUUGGCUCCAGUUUCAUCAUCAAGAAAAAGGGUCUUCAACUUGCCAGAGUCAACGGCCCUUCUGCUAGUGUUGGUGGCUAUGGCUAUUUGCUUCAACCUCUCUGGUGGGUCGGAAUGGUUACUAUGAUUGUUGGAGAGAUAGCUAAUUUUGUAGCAUACAUGUACGCCCCUGCUGUGCUUGUCACUCCAUUAGGUGCUUUGAGUAUUAUUGUUAGUGCUGUCUUGGCACAUUUCCUCUUGAAGGAAAAGCUACAGAAAAUGGGCAUGCUGGGUUGUCUUAUAUGCAUUCUAGGAUCUACUAUUAUUGUACUGCAUGCACCGCAAGAGAUGUCGCUUAGUUCUGUACAACAGAUAUGGAAAUUGGCCAUUCAACCAGCAUUUCUCAUGUACACGACCUCUGCUAUUGCCAUAACAUUGUUCUUGGUUUUGUAUUGUGCUCCUCGCUAUGGCCAAUCUAAUAUUUUGGUUUAUAUUGGAAUUUGCUCUAUAGUUGGGUCUUUGACUGUUAUGAGUGUGAAAGCGAUUGGCAUUGCAAUCAAACUUACAUUAGAAGGUGCAAACCAGAUUUUCUAUUUUCAGACAUGGGUUUUUACAAUGGUUGCUAUCACAUGUAUCAUUAUCCAACUCAAUUACCUUAAUAUGGCAUUGGAUAACUUUAACACAGCAGUUGUUUCUCCAAUCUAUUAUGCAUUGUUCACAGCUUUUACAAUAUUAGCCAGUGCAAUUAUGUUUAAGGACUAUUCUGGACAAAGUAUAGGCAGUAUUGUGUCAGAGCUAUGUGGUUUCAUAACUAUUUUAUCUGGAACAUUUCUAUUGCAUGGUACAAGAGAGCCAGACCCUCCAGUCAAUCCAGAUUUAUAUUCACCAUUGUCUCCAAGAGUAUCAUGGUAUUUCCAAGGCAACAAUGAAUCCUGGAAACAGAAAGAGGAGGAUGUGCCACCCUUUAAUUUAAUAGCAAUUAUACGGCAAGAUCAUUUCAAGUAACAGAUGGCUUAAACCACAAGAAGUUUCAUUUAUUAUCUUCUGCUAUAUCCUUACAUUGAGCAGCUAAACAUAGCAUCAUCCUUACUCUAUCACACUGUGCUGGCAGAGAGGAGAUGGUACUUCCUUUCUUCAGAAUCUGUUCACUGGUAGCAUAUCGAAUGAAGGCUUGAGUGCUCAUGUUUGAAAGGGUUGAUUAAUCACCAUGUUUGCCUUUUUUGUAUCCCUCCUCUAUUCCUUUCUCUAGUGUAUUUCUUAUUGGUUUUUCCUACACCACACUUUUUUUUUGGAGGGGUUUGUGAAGUGAAUGGUUCCUUUUUGUGGUGUUUGGUAGAUGUAGAAGCUAAUCUUUGUAUGUUGAUCUUUAGGAGUUAUAAGGUUGACUUGAUUGUUGAGAUGAUACAACUUUUAACGGAGUAAAAUGAUAAAGAAGUUGAGUGCUCGUCGCACGAUCUCUACUCCCAACAAAA